Messenger RNA from Maniola jurtina (meadow brown), 3152 nucleotides. Its product is annotated as coiled-coil domain-containing protein 102A-like. The coding region runs from base 155 to 1294 and encodes 379 amino acids. The record is from RefSeq and is a predicted model, not a curated record. Lineage: Eukaryota; Metazoa; Arthropoda; Insecta; Lepidoptera; Nymphalidae. The transcript is spliced from 2 exons.
UAAGUAUAAAAAAAUCUAUCAAAGUGCUAGUAUUAUGUGUUGAAAUUUAUUAGCUGGUAGGCAAUGUUAAGUUUAACAUCUCUAUCUCGGAAGCAGAACACGUCUUACUGCUGCUCUGCUAAUUGCUUGGCUUUAGUGUCUCCAUAAAUGAAACAUGGCACAGAGUUCGCACGGAGGCAGCCAUCGACGAAGUCGCGAUCACGAUGGCAGUUCGAUGCGGUACACCAACACAGACUGGGAGGCGAAGGAGGCGCUCUAUCAACGCGAGCUCGACGAGGCACGGGCCCGGGCUACGCAAAUGGAGAAAACCAUGCGCUGGUGGUCAGACUGCACCGCCAACUGGAGAGAGAAGUGGAGCAAGGUACGUAACGAACGAAACAAAGCUAGGGACGAAGCCAAACAGUUCAAAAACAAAGUCGACGUUCUCACCAAAGAACUAGCGGUACUAAGAACAGAGAAAACCGAUCUAGAACAGCAGUUAAUCGAGCUGAAGAAGGAGAAUGAAAAACUACUGAGCAUAGGUGAGAGCAGGAUAGUAUCAGGCGAUCUAACCGCGGAAGAUGGCGUCGAACUAAGGAGAAAAGGGAUAGGAUAUGUUUCACCAAACGAGCCGACAUCUAGACAAAGAGCUUCAUUAGACUCCCACAAAUUCGCUAACGUUGACAAUGUCCUCGCAAAUAAGUUAGGCGAAAUGAGAUUGAGGUUAGAUGAAACGUUCAAAAAUCUACAAAGCGAAAAAGAUCAGAAGGCCUUUCUACUUACAAAAGUCGAAUCCCUCACAGCUGAAUUGCAUAACACCAAAAUGGAGUUAACACACAAUGACAGAACUUUGGGUUCCGACUCUAGUCACAGUGAAGUCGAGAGGCUGCAGAAUGAACUGCAAGACGAAAUAGCUGCAAAGCAGGUGUUAGAGGAGAAAAUUGCAGAGUACAAAAUGGAAGUCGAGAGACUCAAAUCAGAAAACAACAUCCAAUGGAGUAAGCGGGAGCUUCUGGAAACUGAAAACAUAGCGAUAUUACGCGAGAACAAGAAACUUUACAGCCAAGUCUGCGAACUUAGAGAGCAGAUUCACAAACUAAACAGAAUGUCUGAUGGAAGCGCGUACGGGUUACCCUUCAACGAACAUAAUAGACUGGAUUCUAACGUUUUAUACGUUAGGAAAACCAGCGUUAGCCCGAGAUCACACGAAUCUAGUAAUGGUUCCUCUGAAGCUAAUUUAGCGCAUUACGAAACUAAAACGAACACGUCGGGCGAAGACGACGAACUUGCGAUAGUGGAAAGAAACGAAAACUGAGCACUUACUUUUUAAUAAAGUAGGUAGAAAUCUGAAGAAAAUCAAUUGAAUUAUUUUUGAAGUUCAAUCCAGGUUUGAAGUUCUCUUUAAAUAAAUGAUGUUGUCAAAGGAAAAAGAAGAAAAAUAAAAUAGUUUGGAAAUAAAAACUUAAUAGUCUAUUGCCCAGUUACAAAAUAAUAUCAUUCAUUGCAACAAAGUACAAAUGGAACUUGCAAUUAAUAUUUUGCAGUAAAUAUUGAAUGCCUAUUUAAUUUAUUCCGUUAAUGACAUUCCGCUAAUAACUUAAUACUUAUUAAAUGCUUUUGAAAACUGUACCUUAUAUUCCUAACAUGGGUAACUCUAUUAGUAGUAGUUUGAGUCUAAAAUGUUUGAGCAAUUUGUUAUUUUUUAUUUUUUAGAUUGACUUUAAAUAAAAGGCACUAACAUUUUCUAUCGAAUUAUCAACGCCAAGUUUUUGAGUUAAAGAAUGAUUUUGUAAGUCGAAAUAUCUGAUACAAUAUUCUGUAUAAAUGUUAGUGGUUGUUAACAAUUGUGAUAGUUUAGUUGUAAUAUAUGUGUAAUGUGUAGUUUUAGAACAGAAAUUUAUAUAGGUUGGUAAAAAUACCUAACGAAAAAUUAUAUUUGAUCUGAAUUGUGUGUGUAGGUUGAAAGAAAGAAAUUAUUUGUGGACAUUUAAACAAUAAUAUUUUUUGUUUAUUUCGAUAUAAUAAUGAUUGAAUAAUACUUUUGCUAAAUGACAGUAAAUUAAUAUGGUUUCAUCUGUAUUUCUUUUUAAGUUUACUAAUGUUUUCAUUUUAUUUCAUUUUAGUUCUGUCACAAAUAAUGAAUGUUUAAAAAAUAAAUACAACAAUUGAAAAGUACCUUCUUCAAAAUUAACUUAAUAUUAUUGUGAUAAGUGAUAACUGAUAACAUAACUACUAUCAUAAUAAUUUUUCUCUCAUGUGAUUAAUUUGAACAAUACUGAUUAGAUGUUUACUAUUGUAUAAGUUUUUGAGACUAUCUCUUGACCUAACAUUCUAUGGUGAUAUUAUUUUCACAAUUAUGUACCUAAGUUUAAUUACUUAGUUAGUAAAAAUAAAUUAUGUAAGGCCUAACGGACACCAAACAAAAAAAAUUGUAUUCAUAGAUGUAUAUAUUAGUAUUAAGAAUCUAUUUAUUUAGCUUGACUUGCCUGAUUUAGUUUUUAAGUUGAUUCUCAGGAAAUAACUUUGAUAAGACCAAUUUUUUCGAUGUAUAAAGACAAGUAGGUACGUAAAGUACAACCGACGACACACUGAUGUACCUGCGCAGAAAUAUUAUUUUUAAUGGCGCGAAAAUAUCUCGGCCAAUCAUAGCGCGCGUCCGCCCGCUAUUGGUUGUUGCCUAUACGCCAUGUUUUGGACGCGCGAAUUAUGAGCGAGAUAGCAUGGGUCUCCUUUUUGGGGUUUUGGGGGGGGGGGGGGGGGGGGUUUAGUCUAAGAUGACUAUGUCACCCCCGUACGUUCACAUAGUGGCACACAUUGGCAUAGACUUGCGAACGCGUACAAAUCACGGCAAACAAUUACAGAGCAAAAAACGACUUAGUGUAGGAAAGUUGGCGCAUUCGGUCUGCCUAGGCUGUAACGCCAGUUUAGUCGGUACGAAGCUGAGUAUAAAGUAUAGCGUCGAAUUAGCUUGAAUGUCAAUAUACGAAGACCUAGGACAAUAUGAGAGUUUCGAAUCGUCCUAGAUUUUCAGCAUUCGAAUUUCUCAAAGUUAUUUCCUUUUAAUAACGAACUUUUUUACAUUGGAAAAUAGGUAAAUUAAUAAACAAUAUGUGCGCAUUUAUACUGUUUUAUUAGCAUUCGUUAUGAUGAAAAUAAAUAAAGAUAUAGAAGCA